AUGAAGUUCACGACACGCCGUGUGAGCACAGGCACGGGGUUCGCCAUCUCGCGGCCUCAACUUCAAACGACAUUCCCACCACCGCCAGUUCCUGCGCCAUCGCGGACGUCUCGUCGUCCUCAAGAUCGGGCUCUGCACCAACUCCACGAGUUCCGCACCAUUGGCCUCCCGAUGCUCCUCGUGCUGGUCUUCACCACGCUCAUCCUGAACGCCAUCUACGCGUACUGCGUCGCCAAACCGCACACCGACAUCGCCGAACGACUUUCCAAGGACGCCACGGCCGAAGCCAACGGGUCAAUCUUCAGGCGCAGCGGCAGUCUGCGUGUUUUCUCCGACGCUCAUCUUCUCGCCACGAGAGACAAUGCUGCCGCUUCGACUGGCACCAGUAGCACUUCAGAAGUGGCGCUUCUCUUCUACACCCUGUUCACACCGUGCAUGUCGCUGGUGCACCUCUGCUUCGAGCUCACCGCGCACCACGCGACACCGCGACAUCUGCGUUCCAAAGCGGCGUUUCUGGUCUUGACGCCGUCCGCCGCACUCUUCGUCGCCGGGUGGGUCACGACGCUCUCGUUCUGGAUGCACUGCGAACUCCCCUCGCUCAACUCCAACCCGGCCGGCCAGGCCGUCUGUCCGGCCCAGGUGCGAGGACACUUCAUGUACGGCAUCCACGAAGUCAGCAUCGCCAAGAUCGCCGUGGGAUGGGUCGUCAGCCUUGCUUACGCCCUGCACGUGCUCGUCCUGGCGCGCGCCUGGCGGAUCGGUGGAAGUGGAAGCGGUAGCGGGAGUGGGAACGAGGCUCUCGAGCACGGCGAGACGGCCACCCACGCCACGGAGAUCGCGGUUGGGCUUGAUAUGAAGCCUCGGGCGCAAUACCAGAUAUAG
Molecule: messenger RNA, 882 nt
Organism: Exophiala spinifera
Lineage: Eukaryota; Fungi; Ascomycota; Eurotiomycetes; Chaetothyriales; Herpotrichiellaceae
Exons: 1
Coding region: 1-882 (293 amino acids)
Source: RefSeq, a predicted model, not a curated record